Molecule: messenger RNA, 1590 nt
Organism: Triplophysa rosa
Lineage: Eukaryota; Metazoa; Chordata; Actinopteri; Cypriniformes; Nemacheilidae
Gene: eif6
Product: eukaryotic translation initiation factor 6
Exons: 7
Coding region: 114-851 (245 amino acids)
Biological process (GO): cytosolic ribosome assembly; maturation of LSU-rRNA; maturation of 5.8S rRNA
Cellular component (GO): cytosol; nucleolus; preribosome, large subunit precursor
Molecular function (GO): ribosomal large subunit binding
Source: RefSeq, a predicted model, not a curated record
CGCGUUGACGUCAGCACAGUCAGGAAGAGAAUUGAACACGUGGGUCUGGUUUCUUCGUUUUACAAGAGAGUGAAAAUCGUUUUGGGGUCUAAUAUCGGUUCAUUGGCAGAAUCAUGGCAGUCCGUGCGUCCUUUGAAAAGAACAAUGAAAUCGGAUGUUUUGCUAAGCUCACAAACACAUACUGCUUGGUUGCUAUUGGCGGCUCUGAAAACUUCUACAGUGUCUUUGAAGGCGAGUUAUCAGAAACAAUCCCUGUAGUUCAUGCGUCUAUAGCAGGAUGUCGUAUUAUCGGUAGAAUGUGUGUAGGAAAUCGUCAUGGUCUUUUGGUGCCCAACAACACAACAGAUCAGGAAUUACAGCACAUUCGAAACAGCUUGCCAGAUACACUCCGGAUUCAAAGGGUAGAAGAGCGGCUCUCCGCGCUGGGGAACGUCGUUGCUUGUAACGACUAUGUUGCUCUGGUUCAUCCUGAUCUAGACAGAGAAACUGAAGAAAUUUUGGCCGACACUUUAAAAGUGGAAGUUUUCCGACAGACGAUUGCAGAACAGGUGCUUGUGGGUAGUUACUGCACCUUUAGUAACCAGGGAGGACUCGUCCACCCUAAAACCUCCAUAGAAGAUCAAGAUGAACUUUCUUCGCUCCUGCAAGUGCCUCUAGUGGCCGGAACGGUGAAUCGCGGCAGCGAGGUGAUCGCUGCUGGUAUGGUGGUGAAUGACUGGUGUGCGUUCUGCGGAUUGGACACCACGAGCACUGAGCUGUCUGUCAUCGAAAGCGUUUUUAGACUGAGUGAGACACAGCCCAGAGCCAUAGCAACUACUAUGAGAGAUUCACUUAUUGACAGCCUCACAUAAAUCAAAUGGUUUGGGAUAUUUGUCGGAGGAUGUCUGCAGAGGACCUGUACAUCAACAUCAGGUGGUUUAAAGCCUGAAUAUAUCUUCUUUGAGGAAGAAUCGCACUCUUCAUAACAUGAGAAAUGUUGUCAUUGUAAUAUUCAUGUUUAAAAUGGUUGUCACACCUGUCUUUUGUAAAACGCAAAGACAAACCCCUGUGUGUGCCUGGCUGAUUUUAAUAAAAAAUCAUCUUCAGACAUAAAUUACAUCACAUGUCCCUUAAAGGGAUAGUUCACCCAAAAAAUAAAAAUUCUGUCAUCAUUUACUCACACUCUGUAUACAUUUCUUUGUUCUGCUGAACACGAAGGAAUAUAUUUGGAAGAAGGUCAGUAACCAAACAGAUCUCAUACCCCAUUGACUCCCAUAGUAUUUAAUUCCCCCACUAUGGCAAUAAAUGGGGGAUGAGAUCUGUUUGGUUACAGACAUUCUUCAAAAUAUCUUUCUUUGUGUUUAGCAGAACAAAGAAUUUUAUACAUGUUUGGAACAACCUGAGUGUGAGUAAAUGACAGAAUUUUCAUUUUUGGGUGAACUAUCCCUUUAAGUGGUUAAUGAAGAUUGAUUUUACGUCUUCAUAGUGCAGUGCACCAUCAAUAAAGCUGUGCAUGGUCAAUACUGUGAAGGCUGUGUUAAUAAUACAAAAUAUUCUCAUGAAUUGUUGUGACUAUAAGUUUUGAAUAUCAAUAAAAAGCUUUUGACAACA